AUGGCACAUGCGGCAGCACACCUGAAAAAGGCUCGAGAACUGGAACAACCUCCUGAGCUGAAGGCUCUCGAAAAAGCCAGAGAGAGACGCAAGAGACACAGAGAGAGAGAAGAGCGCAAACGCAAGUCGGACAGUAAUACCAGCUUCCUUAGAGCAGCCAGGGCAGGUAAUAUAGAAAAGGUGCUGGAGUUCCUUAAGGGCGGACAAGACAUUUCCACCUGCAACCAGAAUGGACUUAAUGCGCUCCAUUUAGCUGCCAAAGAGGGUCACAUAGAGCUGGUGGAAGAACUUCUGGGGAGGGGUGCUGCCGUGGACUCUGCAACAAAGAAAGGAAACACUGCCCUGCACAUCGCCUGUCUUGCUGGACAGAAGGAAGUUGCAAAGUUGUUGGUGACAAAAGGAGCUGAUGUAAAUGCCCAAUCACAGAAUGGUUUCUCUCCGCUCUACAUGGCUGCUCAAGAGAAUCACCUGGACGUGGUGCGAUAUCUUCUGGAGAAUGGAGGCAACCAGAGCACGGCCACAGAGGAUGGCUUCACUCCUUUGGCCAUUGCUCUACAGCAGGGUCAUAAUCAGGUGGUCUCUCUGCUCCUGGAGCAUGACACCAAAGGUAAAGUCCGCCUGCCUGCGCUUCACAUCGCUGCUCGCAAGGAUGACACCAAGUCUGCUGCUCUGCUGCUCCAGAAUGACCAUAAUGCUGAUGUCCAGUCCAAGAUGAUGGUCAACAGAACUACAGAGAAUGGAAAGAGUGGCUUCACUCCUCUUCACAUUGCUGCUCACUACGGUAAUGUUAAUGUGGCUACACUGCUGCUGAACAGAGGGGCAGCUGUGGACUUCACAGCCAGGAAUGGCAUAACCCCUCUCCAUGUUGCCUCCAAACGAGGAAAUACCAACAUGAUUGCCCUGCUGCUGGAUAGGGGGUCUCAGAUUGAUGCCAAGACUAGGGAUGGACUGACACCGCUACACUGCGGAGCCAGGAGUGGACAUGACCAGGCAGUUGAGAUACUGCUUGAGAGAGGAGCUCCCAUACUGGCAAGAACCAAGAACGGGCUGUCCCCACUGCACAUGUCUGCUCAGGGUGAUCAUGUGGACUGUGUGAAACAUCUGCUGCAACACAAGGCACCUGUUGAUGAUGUCACACUGGACUACCUGACUGCCCUACAUGUUGCUGCCCACUGUGGUCACUACAGAGUUACCAAAUUACUGCUGGACAAGAAAGCUAACCCUAAUGCCAGAGCACUGAAUGGCUUCACUCCUCUGCAUAUUGCCUGCAAGAAGAACAGAGUGAAAGUAAUGGAACUGCUGGUUAAAUAUGGCGCCUCAAUCCAAGCCAUCACUGAGUCUGGCCUGACGCCAAUCCAUGUUUCUGCAUUUAUGGGGCACCUCAAUAUCGUCCUCCUCUUGCUACAGAAUGGAGCCUCACCUGAUGUCUAUAAUAUUCGUGGUGAGACAGCAUUGCACAUGGCUGCAAGAGCAGGACAGAUGGAGGUGGUGCGAUGUUUGCUAAGGAACGGCGCUCUAGUGGAUGCCAUGGCCAGAGAGGAUCAGACUCCCCUUCAUAUUGCAUCUCGUCUGGGUCAGAUAGAGAUAGUACAGUUGCUACUGCAGCACAUGGCUCAUCCUGAUGCCUCCACCACUAAUGGAUACACACCUCUGCACAUCUCCGCCCGUGAGGGUCAGUUGGAUACGGCUGCAGUGCUGCUGGAGGCCGGAGCAUCUCACUCACUAGCCACAAAGAAAGGCUUCACUCCUUUACAUGUUGCUGCUAAGUAUGGAAGCUUAGAUGUGGCAAAACUCCUCCUACAGCGCAGAGCUCUUCUUGAUGAUGCCGGAAAGUAUGGUCUUACACCGCUACAUGUAGCUACUCACUAUGAUAACCAGCAGGUGGCGAUGUUGCUAUUGGAUAAAGGGGCUUCUCCUCAUGCAACCGCAAAGAAUGGCUAUACACCUCUGCACAUUGCAGCAAAGAAGAACCAAACCCAUAUUGCCUCUACCCUGUUGCAGUAUGGAGCAGAGAAUAACGCAUUAACCAAGCAGGGUGUGAGCCCUUUACACCUGGCCUCUCAGGAGGGUCACACAGAAAUGGCCUCCCUCCUUCUGGAGAAGGGUGCACAUGUCAAUGCUGCCACUAAGAGUGGUCUUACACCUCUUCACCUCACUGCUCAGGAGGACAGAGUGCAGGUUGCUGAAAUACUGGUCAACCAUGAUGCAAAUGUAGACCAGCAGACCAAACUGGGCUACACUCCACUUAUUGUGGCUUGUCACUACGGAAAUGUCAAAAUGGUUAACCUCCUUUUGCAAAAUGGUGCUAAUGUCAAUGCGAAAACAAAGAAUGGAUACACACCACUUCAUCAAGCAGCUCAGCAGGGAAACACACAUAUUAUCAAUGUCCUACUGCAGCAUGGGGCCAAGCCUAAUGCUGUCACAAAGAACGGGAACACCGCUCUCUCUAUUGCUAAGCGUCUGGGGUACAUCUCAGUGGUGGACACUCUGAAAGUUGUUACUGAGGAAAUGGUCACAACGACAACUACGGUGACAGAGAAACACAAACUGAAUGUUCCAGAGACAAUGACAGAGGUUCUGGAUGUUUCUGAUGAAGAGGGUGAGGACACAAUGACUGGUGAUGGAAGUGAGUACCUGAGAGCAGAGGACCUGAGAGAAUUGGGUGAUGACUCACUGCCUGGGCACUACCUGGACAGCAUGAGCUACAACCACAACCUAGACCGGUCGCAUGAUACCCCCAGUCAUCUCAGCUACAGGGGUGAAGGAAUGCUGAUUGAGGACAUGAUCACCAGCCACCAGAUUAAAAGGGUAUCUGCUUUCUCUCGAGGCAAUGAGAAAGACUCAUAUCGACUGAGCUGGGGUACUGAACAUCUUGAUAACGUAGUGCUAACCAGUACUCUUCUGCAGUCAGGCAGAUCUACCCCAUGCCUUGACCAUGACAACAGCAGCUUCCUCGUUAGUUUCAUGGUGGAUGCCCGAGGCGGAGCUAUGCGUGGCUGUCGACAUAAUGGACUACGAAUUAUUGUGCCGCCUAGAAAGUGCUCAGCACCUACAAGGGUCACAUGUCGUCUGGUAAAGAGGCACAGACUGGCAUCUAUGCCCCCUAUGGUAGAAGGAGAGGGACUUGCAGGCAAGAUCAUUGAAGUUGGGCCUACCGGAGCCCAAUUCCUUGGUAAACUCCACCUUCCAACAGCCCCUCCUCCUCUAAAUGAGGGAGAGAGUCUUGUGAGCAGAAUUCUGCAGCUGGGUCCGCCCGGCACCAAAUUCCUCGGGCCUGUAAUAGUGGAGAUUCCCCACUUUGCUGCAUUGCGUGGUACAGAGAGAGAAUUGGUGAUUCUGCGCAGUGAGACAGGAGAGAGCUGGAGAGAGCAUCACUGUGAUCAUACAGAAGAGGAGCUCAAUCAGAUACUCAAUGGCAUGGACGAGGAACUGGACCCUCCAGAGGAGCUUGAGAAAAAACGAAUCUGCCGCAUCAUCACACGCGAUUUCCCACAAUACUUUGCAGUGGUGUCCCGCAUAAAGCAGGACAGUCACCUGAUUGGUCCAGAGGGUGGGGUGCUGAGCAGCAAGCUUGUUCCUCAGGUCCAAGCUGUGUUCCCAGAGGGAGCACUAACCAAACGGAUACGAGUGGGACUACAGGCCCAGCCCAUCAGUGAGGAUCUGGUGAGGAAGAUUCUGGGAAACAAAGCCACAUUCAGCCCAAUUAUUACCUUGGAACCCAGAAGACGCAAGUUUCACAAGCCCAUCACCAUGACAAUUCCUAUUCCCAAAAAUUCAACUAGUGAUGGGACAGACAAUACACCUACUCUACGACUGCUAUGUAGCAUUACUGGUGGUACUACUCCAGCACAAUGGGAAGACAUAACUGGAUCCACACCACUAACAUUCAUCAACCACUGUGUUUCAUUUACAACUAAUGUAUCUGCAAGGUUCUGGCUUAUAGACUGCCGUCAGAUCCAGGAGUCUGUGAACUAUUCCACUCAACUGUAUCGUGAGAUCAUCUGUGUCCCCUAUAUGGCCAAGUUUGUCAUCUUUGCCAAAACAUUUGACCCAAUCGAAGCACGACUGCGCUGCUUCUGUAUGACGGAUGACAAGAUGGACAAAACUCUGGAGCAGCAAGAGAACUUCACUGAAGUGGCCCGUAGCCGAGAUGUUGAGGUAUUAGAGGGAAAGCCAAUCUUUGCUGACUGCUUUGGAAAUCUGGUCCCACUGACCAAAAGUGGACAGCACCAUGUCUUCAGUUUCUAUGCAUUUAAGGAAAAUCGUCUUUCUCUCUUCAUCAAAAUUCGUGACAGCGCUCAAGAACCAUGUGGCAGAUUGUCUUUUACAAAAGAGCCAAGAACGUAUCGCAGUCUAAACCACAAUGCAAUAUGCAACCUGAACAUUUGCCUACCUGUCUACUCAAAGGAAUCUGAUUCCGAUCAAGAUGCAGAUGAAGAGAGUCAGAAGACACAUGAAAAAUUGGACUGGCAUGAUGAUGCAGAUAGGAAAGAAGAGAUUUUGGCCAUUAUUGCUGACCUUCUAGGUUUUAGCUGGACUGAGCUGGCCAAAGAGCUGGAGUUUAAUGAAGAUGCGAUUCAGCAAGUUCGUGCUGAAAACCCAAAUUCACUACAAGAGCAAAGUCAUGCCCUUCUACAGCACUGGGUAGAGAGAGAAGGAAAACAUGCAACUGAAGAUACAUUGAUUAAAAGACUUACUAAAAUUAACCGCAUGGACAUCGUCCAUCUAAUUGAGAUUCAAUUGCACAAGUCAGUCCAGGAGCAAACCUCAAGAACAUAUGCAGAGAUAGAGAGGACCCUGGAUCACAGUGAAGCUCUCUCCUCAGUCCAAGAGGAUGUUGACAGUCUUCAGGUUGUGCGGAGAGUGGAGUCAUCACAAAGGCAUCCUCCAGCCGUGUCAGAAGAAGACUUAUCAGUGGCCUCUCUCCUUGACAUUCCUUCAUGGGCUGAAAUGAUGGGAAAUACCCAUUCAGAGAGCAUUCAUGAAGAUCUGAUGGAGGAACUGGAGAUCAACGAGGAGAGUUGCACCAAUUUAUGGCUACCCAAAGAGGUCAAGAAAGAAUCUUCAAAUGAAGCUGCAAAUGGUGAUGAUGUUGCAGAUAUUCCUCCACACUCUGUAACCGAAGAGCAAUACACAGAUGCACAGGGAAACUUUGUAGUAAAGAAGGUGACCCGGAAGGUGAUUCGACGAUGUGUCUCAUCUGAUGGUGCAGAGAAAGAACAGGUGAGGGUGGAGGGCUCCACUCAGCAGCCUGUCAGUGUGGCACAGAGUGAUGGGUUUUCCAAAGUAAUGAAGAGGACAGUACUGAAGAGUGAAGGACAUCAAACAGAGGUGACUUUCCAUGAGAAAGACAGCAUGUCAGCCUCAAAGGAGGGGCCUGCUGGAGGUCAAGAGGUCAGGAAGGCUGCCCAGACAACGAUGGUACAUGGAGAAAUAAUGGAGAAGCACGAGGGGGAUCCAUUCCUCGCCACAGACCUGCCCUCUGCACGAGAUGACUUCACCCAGGCUCUAAGCUACUUUGGGGGCUUUAGGAAGGUGCAGAUUCCUCGAGUGAUAGAGCAGGAAAUACUUCAGCCUGAUGGAUCUGUGAUCAGGAGGACGAGGAUGCAGAAGUCUAGAACUCAGAGGCGGUCAGUAGUGAGGGAUGCUGGGGGACAGAAGCGUGUGUGCGUGGAGCAGAUAGAAGAUUGUCCUGAGCACCAUGACAACCUACAGCAUCACAUCCAUCAACUUAUUCACCACUACUGUGCCCAAAAUGACAGAGAGAAAGAGAUGGACGAAGCUGAAGAAAAGUGAUGCUUUCCCCCUUAAUUUUCCUUCCCCAUUCUCUAUCGAUCUUCUCUUUGAGCACCUCCCACCUACCCACCCUAUGCACCAUGCUCAUGCAAUCCCAGAGUGCACUUCACUCACAGUCUUCCUGUCAAAACUGGUUGUUUGACCAGUUUAAGUCAAUGGACAAUAUUUUCACUCUCUUUACUCUCUUUCACUCCCAGUUCGCCAUAUGUGUUUUUUUCUGCCUUUCAUUGUGACCAAAAGGGUGUAUGCUUCCUUUCGUUUCUUCAUUUUAAUCCAUUGUUUCUCUUUAAUAACUUAAUAGCUGCAAAGAACACGAAACAAAAAAAAAAAGAAGGGGUUUUUCCGAGCAGAAAACUGUUCACUCUCAAAUCUUAAUCGUUCAUAUUCUGAACAUUUAAGCUUGAAUUAACAGAACUUGUAUUGCACUGCCUACCACGAUUAUUGAACUUAAAAUAUCUUUGCAUUAUAUCAUGCCACAUCAUGACAUGCUCUUGAGAUGUCUUAAAACUUCUUGCCUUCUUUAUCAGCUGCUGGGGUGUUGUGUGUCUGUGUAAUCUGUCAAUGGAGAGUAUAUAUAAUAUGCAUUUUUUAAAAGACAGUAGUGCACAUUAUCCACCUGUAAGGAUAUUAGCAGGCAUGCUUAGCUAGCAGCAGUCACAUAAUAACAGUCAGACUCUUUCUAUGGUUAGAUGACUGUCAAUUUUGUCUCACUGUCAUCUCACCCCUCUCUCUUUGUGUCUGUGAUCUGUAGCAACCCUACCCUCAUAAUUAUCAUUACUGGACUUCUAACAUUUCAACACAGGCUUUUUGUUGUAAUAGGUCACUUUAACAUUUGCUUAUGGUUUAAAAUGUUCUUUGAGGUAAUGUGGCAAGCAUUUUAAGAAGGACUCAGGAAGUUAAGUUGGAAUGCUCUUGGAUUUUUAUUCAAUGAGGCAAACUACAUGUUGAAUGUUAAACAUGCAAUUCUAUUUUCAGUUUUAACUAAUUCAUCAAUUCUGUUUUCAGUUAGAAUUCAUGCUUUCUUUAUGGGUGUGUGUGUGAGUGUGUGUAGAUGUGAAAAGGAAAUUUGAGAUUUUAUUUUUCAAUUAUAUUACUUUCUCUGUCUUGUAUAUAUUGCUCAAUAUCAGUAUGUGUCAGAGAUUAUUGCUCUGAGGUAUUUGUGAGAUUUAAUGCUUUCAAAAUGUUUUGUUGGUUUUGAAAGUGAGUAAAAGGGGUUUAAAAAAAAUUAUGUUUUAUUUAUGUUGUAUUUAAUUUAAACGUGUGUCAUAACGAAACGUGCGAAACAGAAUGGAACUGAAUGAAUCUGUGCAUUGUGAUAUACUCAACAUACUGUAUGCCCUUAAGGAUUCACCAAAUCACAAUUGGCUUCAGAUUCCUGGGAAGGAUUGUACAAUGUGAUAUUGUUUGAUUUAUUUCCUAUUUAACUGCAGAUAAAUGCAGCUGUGUUAGUUGAGUUUGUCUUUUGGUGCUGAUCUGUGGCCAGCUGUGCUUUCCCCUUAUAAUAGUUAAGAUUAAAAUAAGGAUGUGGGGAAACUUGCCCUAGAACAGCACUAAAUGUCUUCCUCUAACAAGAGCAAUGUCAUUAGGUUGAACACUGCUACUACUUUCACUGUGACUGGCCUAUGUUUGAUUUACUGAAUCCGCAUUCUGUCUGUGGAGAUAAGAAUAUGCAUAUAUAGUACAUAAAUAUCUAUCCAUAAAGGCAUGUAUUAGUUUACUAUAUGACUUUUAAAAAAGACAUUUUAACACUAUAAAAAGGCUGCAGUGUGUGUAUAUGGCUGAACGAGAAUAAAAGUGUU
Xyrauchen texanus (razorback sucker) is the source of this 7595-nucleotide messenger RNA. Its product is annotated as ankyrin-2-like. NCBI's taxonomy places the organism in Eukaryota, Metazoa, Chordata, Actinopteri, Cypriniformes, Catostomidae. Gene Ontology annotation, molecular function: protein binding. Bases 1 to 5796 code for a protein of 1931 amino acids. Gene Ontology annotation, cellular component: T-tubule. The record is from RefSeq and is a predicted model, not a curated record. Gene Ontology annotation, biological process: signal transduction; regulation of cardiac muscle contraction; protein localization to T-tubule. The transcript has 49 exons.